This is a messenger RNA of Drosophila obscura, 525 nucleotides long. RefSeq lists its product as uncharacterized. The record is from RefSeq and is a predicted model, not a curated record. Bases 1 to 525 code for a protein of 174 amino acids. The transcript is spliced from 2 exons. NCBI's taxonomy places the organism in Eukaryota, Metazoa, Arthropoda, Insecta, Diptera, Drosophilidae.
AUGUCAAAGUUCAUCCUCGUUUAUCUCCUUGCUUUGCCAAUGGCUCAGCCCAGUUCGGUGAGCUUGAGCCGCGUCCAAUGUGAGAAGAAUCCAAAGUAUUUCAGAACCCUGAACGUCACGCUCGCCAACAACACCAUCAUGGCGGAUAUAUACCUUGAACAGGGCUUGAAGGCAGGCUUCCGAGGCCACAUAGAUGUCCAACUGCGGCUGACGAAUGGCAAGAAGUUUCAGAGCCUGGUCCAGACCGACACGGACUACUGUGAGCUGCUCUCGAGCCUCAAGGAAUCCCUAUUCCGACGCUGGAUCAAGAGCAUGGCCAAGAACAGCAACUUUAUGGAGAACUGUCCCAUACCGCCAGGAGCCUACUCUCUCAAGGGCUUUACUGUGGACAUGGGUCUGGUUCCCACGUACCUCCUGAACGGCGAUUAUCGCUUGCGUGCUCUGGUCUACUACGGAAAGUAUCGCACAAAGAGCCGGAUAUUCCUUCUCGAGUGCAUGCUCGAGGCAUCAAUGCAGAAAAAUUAA